Molecule: messenger RNA, 4359 nt
Organism: Triplophysa dalaica
Lineage: Eukaryota; Metazoa; Chordata; Actinopteri; Cypriniformes; Nemacheilidae
Gene: slc26a2
Product: solute carrier family 26 member 2
Exons: 5
Coding region: 256-2385 (709 amino acids)
Biological process (GO): transmembrane transport
Cellular component (GO): membrane
Molecular function (GO): oxalate transmembrane transporter activity; chloride transmembrane transporter activity; secondary active sulfate transmembrane transporter activity
Source: RefSeq, a predicted model, not a curated record
UGGCUGAAUUUCCUCAAGCCUGUGUAGAAUAUGGAGGCUAUAUGGAUUAAACCUGGGGUCUCAUAGCAGUAACACAGUUGUUUCUCUUCGGCUGCUGCCAAACCCACGGGGUCUAAUACUCUAUACAAUGUUUGAUAACGCAAUAUAUCCUGGUUACUCUUUGAUUGUGGGACUACUAAGCAAAUAUUUGACAUGUUACAGUGAUUCAACAGUGAAGCAUGGCAAUGCCAGAUAUUCUCUCCCUUUAAGAAAGGAAUGGAACAACACAAGUUUCCUGACGAUAUGGCAGUUAAGGAGGUCUGUGAAAGUGUUUCAGCAGAGGACACUGUGAAGACAGGGCCAGACACUCCCUUUCUUUUAGAAGAAUGUGAGAAAGAGAAGGAGCCCUGGAAAUCUUUGUUAAAAAGGAAGGUGGGAAAAAAGUGUUGCUGCACUCCCGAUCGAGCCAAAGCCCUGCUUGUAGAUUCCAUCCCAAUUCUGAAAUGGCUGCCUCGCUACCGCUUCAAAGACUGGAUUAUUGGAGAUGCCAUGUCAGGUUUAAUCGUGGGCAUCCUGUUGGUUCCCCAGUCCAUCGCUUAUUCUUUACUGGCAGAACAAGAUCCUAUUUAUGGCCUCUAUACGUCAUUCUUUGCAAGCAUUAUCUAUGCCCUACUUGGUUCCUCCAGGCAUAUCUCAGUAGGGAUGUUUGGGGUGCUGUGUCUGCUGGUGGGGCAGGUAGUUGACAGGGAACUUAUUCUGGCCGGAUACCCCUCAUCCACCAAUCAGACCUUUCCUGUAAAUGUGGAAAACACCACCGGUCCAGUCUGUGACAGAAGUUGCUAUGCAAUCAUGGUGGGAGCGACGCUAACGUUCACAGCAGGUGUCUAUCAGGUGUUGAUGGGUCUCCUACAGGUUGGAUUCGUGUCAGUCUUCCUCUCUGACUCUCUGUUGAGUGGUUUUGCUACCGGCGCUUCUCUCACCAUCCUCACAUCUCAGAUAAAGUAUUUUUUGGGCCUUCAUCUUCCUCGGGUACAAGGCUGGGGCUCACUCAUAAGAACCUGGAUCAAUCUUUUCAAGAAUCUGGGACAUACCAAUGUAUGUGACCUCGUAACCAGUAUCCUCUGCUUGCUCCUGCUUGUGCCUACCAAGGAGCUAAAUGACCGCUUCAAGGCAAAACUCAAAGCCCCAAUCCCCUUUGAGCUCUUUGUGGUCAUUGCUGCUACUCUAGCUUCCCAUUUUGGUCAGUUCAAUGAAAAGUACGGGUCUGAUGUAGCCGGAUACAUUCCCACUGGAUUUAUGACUCCACAGGUACCAAACUGGUAUCUCAUACCCAACAUAGCUGUCGAUGCCUUCUCAAUAGCCAUUGUUGGUUUUGCCAUUACCGUUUCUCUGUCUGAGAUGUUUGCCAAGAAGCACGGUUAUGUGGUGGAUGCUAACCAGGAGAUGUAUGCUCUGGGGUUUUGUAAUAUUAUCCCAUCCUUCUUCCAUUGUUUCACGACCAGUGCUGCUUUGACCAAGACUUUGGUGAAGGAGUCAACUGGUUGCCAGACUCAGCUCUCAGGGUUGGUGACUGCUAUAGUGCUGCUGCUUGUCCUGCUUGUUAUUGCCCCUCUUUUCUACUCGUUGCAGAAAUGUGUGUUGGCCGUCAUCAUAGUCGUCAACCUCCGUGGAGCGCUGCGAAAGUUCGGAGACAUUCCCCAAAUGUGGCGUGUAAAUCGCAUAGAUGCAAUCAUCUGGCUGGUUACAAUGGCUACCUCCGCAUUAGUAAACACUGAGCUGGGCCUACUAGUUGGAGUUCUCUUAUCUUCGUUCUGCGUGUUAGGACGAACGCAGUGUGCACAGGUCCUUCAGCUUGGCCAAGCUGGAGAUCGCGAUCUAUUUGAGGACCUUGAGUCAUAUAAGGGCCUUCAUACCCAACAAGGGGUGGCUGUUUUCCGCUACGAGGCUCCCAUCUACUACGCCAACCAAGCUCUGUUUAAAAAGUCACUGUACCGAAAAGUAGGACUGGAUCCACUCAAAGAAAAGGCCAGGCGUAAGAAACUGGACAAGCGGAAGAAACAGGAACAGGGUGGAGAAGAACAAAAGCGAGAGAUUGAAGCGUCCACCAAUGUGUUUUUAGUACAGCACACAACUUUUCAUACGUUAAUCAUAGACUGCAGUACAAUGCUGUUUCUGGACACUGCUGGAGUCAACGCUUUGAAAGAGGUUUGCAAGGACUACAAGGAGCUGGGUGUGUGUGUACUUUUGGUGCAGGUCAACACAUCUGUCGUUGAUUCUUUGAGGAGGGGCGGCUACUAUGACCCAAAGAAUGAUUCCAAAGAUGUACAGUUUUUCACUGUUGGCCAUGCAAUCUCAUAUGCCCAAAGCUUGAAGUCACAGAAUGGAGAUUGUGACACUGUUGUGUAAUGCUCUUUGUUGAUUUAUAAACAGUUUGCAAUUAAUAUUGGUCUCUCUUGACAUCAUACAGAGAUUUAUAUAUAACUAUUGAAAAAUAUAAAUUAAUUUAAUGAUCUCUGUAUAAAUGGAUGGACAUCUUGUGUUUACAGCACACUUGCAGUUGAAAACCAAACCAUUAUGUGUUUCAUUUAUGUAUCGUGUAGUACUUUUACUCACCAAUUUACAACUGUUAUCCUUAAAUUAAAGGUAUUUUGUAUCUCACGACCUUCCCCUAGUCCUAGGGAUGAGCAGAUAGAAGUUAACGGCGUAAUGCUAAAUAGUUGAACACAUUUUAAUUGUUUAUGCUUUGUUUUCAAUGGCCCAUUCUCAUGAAUAGAAUCUGUUUAUGCUUAAGCUUCUAUGUUUACUUUUAUGAACUCCCACAUUCAGUUUGUUGCUCAUCCUACAGCCAGAAUUGUGUAAUAUAAUUUCAUUUGUGACAUUUACUCAGCUUCAUGGGUAAUUUGAAAUGGGUAAUCUAUGUUGAAUGGCUAAACCUGGGUAACCUAGAGAUUGUAGCCAGGAUGAAAGUUUUACUCUUUCAGCCAGUCACCAGAUAUUUACUCAAUUUUAGGAGCAUCAGAGAGUGUGCCCAUGUGCCUUAUCACUAUGGCAUCUUUUGGAAAAUGUGGCCUUUGUUACCUAACUACAGACUUUUCUCAAGGCACGCCCAGCAAGUUUGGUGAGGACUUUUUUUACCCUGUGCUUUUGUAUAGUAAAGGUGGCCUCAGGUAGAUCAUAUUUUUGCAUUCAUGUCUUACCGGUUCCACAAGUCUUAAAGAACAGGAAAUUCCACAGGAUGAUCAGGAGGGAGGUUUCCAACAGUUAAUGCAUACUAAACUCACGCUUAGGGAACUGAAGACAAUCUGUCCCUCUGUUGAGUGAAUUGGAGAGCAGGGUUAUAAAUACAGAUGAUCAUUCUAAAAUGCCUCAAUAAAGUUUGUACACAAAUAGAAAUACAUGUAUAAUAUUGUAUGUCAACAUAUUUUAUGCCUUAUAGUGCACAUUAGGAAUAACAGCAGUGGUAUUAUCUUAUAUUGUGGCUAUGAUGGUAGUUCAAGGCCUUUACAUUUCUUCCAAGUGCUAAUGCUUGGGACACUGUUUAUCGUGUGCAGAGAUUUGUAACAAAUUGCAGGGCCCUCACUCAUCAUUGUAUGCUCUAUGCUCGUGUUGGUUGUUCUGCUUUGUCCAGACUAAAACACUGGCAUGUCUUAGUAUAUAAUUCUAUCUUGGGUCAGCUUCCCUCUUAUUUGCAGAUAAAAAGCAUGUAGGGGGUUAUAAUCUUCAGUCAGAAGAACUUUUUUGCUGUCUGUUCCGAGUGUGCGAACUGAAAUGGGGCAAAGUGCAUUUAAAUUUGUUGCUCCCACUGCACAACUUGAAAAACAAGUUGUAAUUUGUGAGCUGGUCUCGAUGGAUGUUUUUAAAGUGAUGUAAAAUGAACUGGAACAGAAACUGCUUCGAGGUGCUUUGUUUAAUUUUUUAUUUUGAUAUGAUUUAAUUUUUUGUGUAAUGUGUGUACGGAUGGAUCUUGCUUAUGCACCCACAUGUGCUAUGUUGCUAAAAUCUUGGCCAGGAUGCUCUUGUAAAAGAGAUUUUAAAUCUCAAUGUGCUUUUCCUGGUAAAAUAAACUUAUAAUAAUAAUAUUUAUUGAAACCUUAAAGAAUCUCAAUGCUUUUGAAGAUUGUUUCUAUGCAUCUUAAGUGUUGUAAUCAGCUCUACUUGAUUGUUACAGAUAUAUUUUGUAUUCUUAAAAUAUCUAAACACAAAUUCAGGUAUUGUCAUAUAUGCAACUUGUGUCAAUGUGAAAACAAGACUUCUUGUUGUAUUUAUUUGAUAAAAUAUGCAGGAAACAGUGGAUAUGUUUAUAACAAAUGUGCCUUUUUGUCUUUUAGUUUGUAAUGUGUAUUUAUUAUUACAUUGUUAAAUAAAGGGUUUGUCACGAAA